Molecule: messenger RNA, 861 nt
Organism: Penicillium cosmopolitanum
Lineage: Eukaryota; Fungi; Ascomycota; Eurotiomycetes; Eurotiales; Aspergillaceae
Exons: 2
Coding region: 1-861 (286 amino acids)
Source: RefSeq, a predicted model, not a curated record
AUGCUCCGCGACAGUGGCUUGGGUGCGAUGAGUCGCCACCCAACAAUCGCCACCUCCAGCCGUAUGGAGGCACCCGCAACGACAGCAGACACAGAUGACGAGCAAAGCCCGAGCAAUGAAGACCUCUUCGGCCAGCUCCCCGGCGGCAAGCGACGCACAUUCAUCCUAGUCGAAGACCCACAACGAGGCUCGCGUGUUCGCGUGAAGGUCGGCCUGGAUAAGAUCAACAUGGACGAUCUACCGGAUUCGUAUCGCAAGCUUAAUGCCGUCUACCCGCGCACCUACUUUCCGGUGCAGAUGAAAGAUGCACCAGGGGCGAGCAUCCCGUCGAACCGAUAUUUCCGUGAUGACACGGAUGUUGCGGAUGACGAUGCGUUGACUGUUGGACGGACUACGGUUCCUGCGCCCUCAUUGGAUGGCGAGCGAGACAUUGUUGUGCCUAAGCUUUCGCGGCGGGGACAUCGGAAGGAGGUCAUGUUGAAUGAUCUGGGGUACCGACUUAGUUGGAGUCAGAGUCGAGUUUUUGCGGGGCGCAUGUUGUUCUUGCAGCAGUCGUCUGCAGCCGAGCCGUCCUCCUUGCGUGGCACGGCACUGCCCACGUGUGGUGCAAACGGGCUGAGACGUGUCUCACCGGAAGCCGAAGUCUGCCGUGUUCAGACAAUUAUAGCCUCAACUAACUUUGAUCGGAAUAUAGUGGAUGCCUACCGAAAUAAAAUGCGCAGUUCGAUGUUAGCGGCAGGACAGGAUCCGGCGGAGAUUCCGGAGCAUUUUGAUACUCGGCGUGGCAAGCGACGAUUUUUGGAGCGGGCGGGUCGGAUGGGGUCGGCGGUGCAGCGGAGUGCGGAAGAGGUAGAGGGGUAG